AUGUGGGCUGCAACGGCGGCAACCCUCUUCUGUCUCCUGCACGCUGUAGUUGCUGCCCCGCAGGCCACCACUACGGGUGCAGACACCACCCUGCCUUCGAUCACGACCCAGACAGCGACAGCGUCGGCAGCCACCCCGUCUGCUCCCAUCCCGUCAGAGGAGCCCCUUCCUCCCGUCCAGGCAUGGUGCCCCAGCCAGAUCUUCUGUCCCGGAGCGAUACUGCAAUCCGUCGACCUCGCGGACGUCUACACCGACCCCAAGGUCAUCGUCGACAAGCCCACCUCUAAGCGUUCCCAGCAGGUGCUCUCCGACUUCAGCGCGAUCUAUGGCACAGGCUCCAAUGUCAUCACCGAAGAGGACAUCGUCAACUUUGAGGACAACGACUUCCGUGGGGAGGGGCUCGAGAUGGAGGCCAUUGCCCUCUCCAACUUCAACGCCAACCCAGCCUUCCUCAACAACGUCACCGAUAACCUCCUCAAGGCUUGGUCACAGACGGUCAGUGGAUAUUGGGUCGACCUCGUGCGCCAGACCAACUACUCCGCAACCUGCCCCUACGGCACUGAGAAUGGCCCCUGCGAGGGUACAUUCAUCCCGCUGAACCACACUUUCGUCAUUCCUGGCGGUCGUUUUCGUGAACAAUACUACUGGGAUUCCUACUGGAUCAUUCAGGGCUUGAUGGAAUCCGAGCUGUAUGAGAUUGCAAACUCGACCCUGCAGAACUUCAUGGACGAGAUCCAGACGUUCGGCUUCAUCCCAAAUGGUGGCCGUAUUUACUACCUGGAUCGUUCUCAGCCCCCACUGUUUGUGCGCAUGGUGUCCGACUACGUUACCACCACUGGCGACACCUCUGUCCUGGAGCGCGCCAUUCUCUCCGCCGAGACGGAGAUGCAGUGGUGGAUGAACAACAGGUCUGUGAGCGUGACAAGUCCGUACACGAACAAGACAUACACUGUGUUCCGCUAUGACGUCAACAACUCGGCGCCCCGCCCAGAGUCGUACAUUGAUGACUAUUCGACCGCCUUCGACCCGACCCUGCCAUCGUUGAGCGAAGACCAGCGUUCAUCCCUCUAUGCGAACCUCGCCAGUGGCGCAGAGAGCGGUUGGGACUUCUCGUCUCGUUAUGCUGCACAGCCAUUUGCCGGCGGAAGUAACAAUACCAACCCCAUUCUUCGCUCGUAUAACAUCCGGAACACUAUCCCAAUCGACCUGAACUCUAUUUUGUACAAGGCGCACAUGCUUUUGGCGGGCAUGUACAACUCAACAGGGAACACGACUGCGGCAGGGUCACAUCUCGCGACAGCUGCAUCGCUGCGUGAGGCUGUACUUGACCUCUUCUGGGACUCCCAAAAGCUCGCAUUCUACGAUUUCAACCUGACUUCAAACUCGCGCAAUACCCUGUUCAGCGCCGCAACGUAUUUCCCGCUCUGGAAUGACAUUGUCCCCGAUGAGCUGCUCGAGUCUUCAGAGAAUGCUUUCGGGUUCUUCUCCGCUGUGAACAUGGUGAUGAACCGGUACAACGGCUCCUUCCCGGUCACCUUCCUCCAGAGCGGUCUUCAAUGGGACGCGCCGAACGCGUGGCCACCGCAUCAGUACAUCAUUCUGCAAGCGCUGCGCGCGCUCCCGGAUAAUGUGACGAGCGGCGCACUGCCAACGCCCGCGUCGAACGCGUCGACUUAUUCGCUCAUCCCUGCCGGCCAGCUCAACGUUGCGGAAGCGGACCUCCCGGGGCAGCCGGUGAUCGGCACAGGCAGGAACGCGACCGCGACGGGCCCCGGCGCGGACGUGAGCCGGCUCAGCGGGACGGUCGUAAAUGGCGGGAAUGCGACGGCUGGUGAGGGCUGGGGACAUGCGCUCCAGCGCGAGGUCGCAAACAGAUACUUCUCGAGCGCGCUGUGCAGCUGGCAUGCUACGGGAGGCUCGAUCCCGGGUGUGCUGCCCAGGCUGUCGGACCAAGAGCUGAACGUGACGCAGAGCAUUAACAACACCGGUAACAUGUUCGAGAAGUUCAACAUCACCGACGUCGACUCGUCCGGUAGUGGAGGAGAGUACACUGUCCAGGCUGGUUUCGGAUGGACGAACGGCGUCGUCCUCUGGGUCGCCAGCACUUACGGUGACAUUCUGGUCGCGCCCGACUGCCCUGACCUCCUUGCGAUCGUCAACGGCACCUCGGCCAAGACGACGAGCGCUGCGGCAUCGGGACCCGCACAGGCCUCCGCGCGCGCGAUCGUGCUCGGGACAGCAGUCUCUGUUCUGGUCGCGGGUCUCCUAUUGUGA
Molecule: messenger RNA, 2274 nt
Organism: Fibroporia radiculosa
Lineage: Eukaryota; Fungi; Basidiomycota; Agaricomycetes; Polyporales; Fibroporiaceae
Exons: 11
Coding region: 1-2274 (757 amino acids)
Biological process (GO): trehalose catabolic process
Molecular function (GO): alpha,alpha-trehalase activity
Source: RefSeq, a predicted model, not a curated record